CUGAGAACAACCGUCGUCAGGAUAACGUGGAAGACGACCACCUCACAAUUCCUCCGUACUGGCAAUGGCGGCCGCGCCUGCAGCCGCGGCACUCCGACCCCACCUUUCCCUUCUCUCGGCUGGCGGCGGAAUCCCCAACCCCACGCUCCAAACUCUAUCCUUCGUUGCCCCCCUCCUCCUCCGCCGCCGCUGCCGCCGCUGCCGCCGCCGCAGCAGCGUCGUUCUCUCCAACGCCUCCUCGUCGCCCCCGUCCCCCCCUCCUUCGCCGGAGAAGGAGGUCGAGGCGGCUCCGACGGCGGAGUCGUGCGUCAACCUCGGCCUCGAGUUCUUCUCCAAGGGCAGAGUGAGGGAUGCACUUGAACAAUUUGACAAUGCCCUAGAGCUGAAUCCAAAUCCUACCGAAGCCCAAGCAGCGUUCUAUAACAAGGCAUGCUGCCAUGCGUACAGGGAAGAAAGCAAAAAAGCUGCAGAGUGCUUGAGAAUAGCUUUGCGAGAUUACAAUCUCAAAUUUGGUACAGUACUUAAUGAUCCAGACAUGGCGCCAUUCAGGGCAUCGCCAGAAUUUAAGGAACUUCAAGAAGAGGCAUUGCGUGGUGGAGAAGAUAUUGGUUCUGGGUUCCGAAGAGAUCUAAAGCUCAUUAGUGAAGUACAGGCACCAUUUCGUGGUGUCCGGAGGUUCUUUUAUGUGGCGUUCAUUGCAGCAGCUGGAAUUUCAACAUUCUUCACCAUUCCCAGACUUAUAUUUGCACUUCAAGGUGGUGAUGGUGCUCCAGAUUUUCUGGAAACGGCUGGCAAUGCUGCCAUUAAUAUUGGAGGUAUUGUCGUGCUCGUGGCUUUGUUUUUCUGGGAAAACAAGAAAGAAGAAGAGCAGAUUACAAAUAUCUCUCGUAAUGAAACCCUUUCAAGGUUACCUGUGCGUCUGUCAACCAAUCGCAUAACUGAACUUGUGCAACUCCGGGACAUUUCUAGGCCAGUUAUAUUGGCAGGUUCAAAGGCAUCUGUUACUCAAGCAAUGCAAAGAGCUGAGAGGUACCGAACUGAUCUGCUCAAACGAGGCGUUCUUCUAAUUCCUGUGAUCUUUGGUGCUUCACUAAAAGUCCAAGGCAAACCAAAAGGCUUCGGUACUACAAGAUCUGCUGCAUCAGCUCCUUCAAUUGGGGGUGACUUUGAAAAACGUACUGAAUCUAUUGCGGCAAAAUCACGACUCAGAGCUGAGGUUCGAUUUAAAGCUGAUAUUGUCUCUCCAGAACAAUGGGAAAGUUGGAUACGUGACCAGCAAGAAUCUGAAGGUGUCACUCCUGGUGAAGAUGUCUACAUAAUUCUCCGUCUUGAUGGUCGUGUGAGAAGAUCUGGAAGAGGCAUGCCAAACUGGAACGACAUUUUGAAGGAAUUGCCACGUCUUGAAGAUUUGCUCAGCAAACUUGAACGAUGAAAAAGACGUGUAUACGGGUGUAGUUUUCUUCUUCAUGCCCUUUAUCUUUGUGAAGACCGGAACACUAUUUCGUUGCACAGGGAUUGAACAUCCUGUUUCGUAAGAUUUCAAUGUAGCUUCUUUUCAGUUCUCCUUGCUAUGCGAAAACCAAGGUGGAUGCCUUAUUUCUCUAUAAGAAGUGAGGUCCUUGUGUGCCAGAUAAGAACAUGUACACAAGAUUGUAAUUACAGCAGAGGAUAUAUUAACAAACCAAGAAUUGGCUCUGUUUUUUUUGUUGUUGUAAAAGACGAAAGGUCCCAAGCAAAAAUACAAAGGUGAACAUGGUUAUCCAAAAGUUCUGAAUUUUGAGGGUAUCAAAUUUGAUCAA
Messenger RNA from Aegilops tauschii subsp. strangulata, 1799 nucleotides. Its product is annotated as protein LOW PSII ACCUMULATION 1, chloroplastic. Lineage: Eukaryota; Viridiplantae; Streptophyta; Magnoliopsida; Poales; Poaceae. Gene Ontology annotation, biological process: photosystem II oxygen evolving complex assembly. Gene Ontology annotation, cellular component: chloroplast. The record is from RefSeq and is a predicted model, not a curated record. Gene Ontology annotation, molecular function: protein binding.